AUGAACAACUGUCUACUGUCAACUUCUCUCGACCGCAGUGUGUCAUUAAAAUUUAUUAAAUCAUCAGAUAAAUUGGAAGGACUAGAACGUGUUUUCUUCGAAAUUGAUGUUGAUAUUAAUCAAAAGUCACAUCGCUGUGGUGAUAUAUCACAUUUAGGUUAUUUUCCAACGAAAACCGAAAUUCUAUUUAUGAUUGGGUCUAAAACAGAUGUCUGGCGUGGUCAGCAUACUUCAGCUCUAUUACAGUAUGAACAAACAAUCAAACUUUGGCUGAAUUGCAUAAACGAUGAUGAAUUGAAUCUAUUAAUUGAUAUUAGUAAAGUGGAUGAAAAGAUUGGAUCUAUUUAUGAUUUAAACGAAGAGGAAAGAAUAUUUACGAGGGAUAAUAUGGAAGGUGGUAUGGAAAUACGCGAAGACGAGCAGGUGUGGUCUAUUUUAAGAGAUAUAAAAGAUGCUGAUCUUGCUAAGAUGCAUAAUGAUUUAGCAAUUUCUUAUCUACAAUCAGCAUUUGAAAAUACGAAUGCUAAAAGAGCGUAUGAAGAAUUGGGUGUGAAUUUGAUAAAAGGAAAAUCGACUGCUGAAAUGUUAGCGGAUAUUGAAAAAGAAUUAAAGAAAUAUGAUUCAUCAUACAAGUAUUUGAACAGGACAUUGAAAUUAUAUCGAAAUGAUUUACAAGUACUGGGAAAACAGCUUAUAGAAAAUAGUGAGAAGCUAUCAGCCUGUGAACAAAAAUUAAUGAUGAAAAGUAAUAGUACUACCAAAGAGGCCAGUAGCAUCGACACCAACGAUAGUACUGAUAAUGUUGCCACAGACGACCGUGACAAUGAAGACACUCUUGAAGCACUUGAAAACGAUGUCAAUAAAUGUGAAACUAAGACGGACGAAUGA
Messenger RNA from Didymodactylos carnosus, 888 nucleotides. The record is from the annotation of a GenBank genome assembly. Lineage: Eukaryota; Metazoa; Rotifera; Eurotatoria; Philodinida; Philodinidae.